Nerophis lumbriciformis (worm pipefish) is the source of this 2496-nucleotide messenger RNA. NCBI's taxonomy places the organism in Eukaryota, Metazoa, Chordata, Actinopteri, Syngnathiformes, Syngnathidae. The record is from RefSeq and is a predicted model, not a curated record.
GAAUUGGAUAGAACAAUGAAUGGGCAAGUAGUGAUAUUUGUGUCUCUCUUUGCCCUCGACGCAGUGUACGGCCAGGCCAGUUAUUCGAUUCCAGAGGAAAUGAGCAGGGGAUCUUUAGUGGGCAACAUAGCACAAGAUUUAGGUCUGGAAAUACGACGUUUGAUUUCAGGCAAAGCCAAGAUCUAUUCCAGGAACAAUGAGGAAUACAUCGAGUUGAGCCGAGAGAAAGGAGUCCUCCUCGUUAAAGAGAGGAUCGACAGAGAGGCUCUUUGCGCACACACAGCGCUUUGUGUGCUGCAUUUUCGGAUCAUUUUGGAAGAUCCUAUUGAAUUUUAUAGCAUCACUGUGCAGAUUACAGACAUUAAUGAUAAUGCGCCAAGCUUUGAAAAAAAUGAAAUGAAAUUUAAAAUAAGCGAGUCUGCAAAUGUAGGAGCCAAAUUUGUUUUAGAAAGGGCAGUAGAUCUUGACGUUGGAAUUAACGACCUUCAAAUGUAUGAGUUAAAACCAACAGAUAAUUUUGCUCUUAAGAUGCAAAAUAAUGCAGAUGGACAUAAAAAUGUGGAAAUGGUUUUACAAAAGCCUUUAGACCGAGAAAAGGAGGAGCAAAUGUCUCUCGUGUUAACAGCUGUAGAUGGAGGAGAGCCACGCAUGUCAGGAACGAUGUUGAUUCUUAUUACAGUGUUAGAUGCUAAUGAUAAUGCCCCCGUUUUUACACAAUCCACAUACAAAGCUACUGUUUCUGAGAAUUCACCUUUAGGAACAAAUGUGGCCACUGUUUCUGCCUCUGAUGCAGAUGGAGAUUUAAACUCUAAAAUAUCAUAUUCAAUUACAAACACCCUAGACAAUGUGAGAUAUAUAUUUGGUGUAGAUAAAGAAAAGGGCCAGGUGUCAUUAAUUGGAAAUAUAGAUUUUGAAAAGUCAAAACAUUUCCAAAUUAACUUACUCGCAAGUGACGACGGAGGUCUCACAGAUUCAUGUAAGUUGAUCAUAGAAGUACAAGAUGUAAAUGACAACAAACCUGAAAUAAAUAUUAUGUCCAAAUCAAAUGUGAUAUCAGAAGAUGCAGUUGUGAAUACUGUUGUAACUGUAAUCAGUGUAGAAGACUUGGAUUCGGAAGAAAAUGGCAUGGUAAAAUGUUACAUCAAUGAAAAUAUUCCAUUUAUGCUCAAAACGUCAGAAAAUAACUUUUAUAGUUUAGUGACAGAUAAUGAUUUAGACAGAGAAAGGUCAUCCGAGUAUAACAUCACAGUGACGUGUUCUGAUGAAGGUGUGCCCUCGCUCUCCAGCAGCGUCAGUCUAACUUUACACAUAUCAGAUGUAAAUGACAACGCACCUGCUUUUGAGAGGAGCUCCUAUGAGGCCUACAUAGUUGAAAACAACACACCCGGUCUGUCCAUAUUGGCUGUAAAAGCCAGGGAUACUGAUUGGAACCAAAACGCUCGCAUUUCUUACAUCCUUGAGGACUCCUUUGUUAACGGAGUUUCAAUCUCCUCAUAUGUGUCGGUUAGUGCUGAGAGUGGAUUCAUCCACGCAGUUCGUUCUUUUGACUAUGAGCAGCUGAAGGACUUCCACUUCCGUGUCAGAGCUCAGGACGGAGGAUCCCCUCCCCUGAGCAGCAACGUGAGCGUUGCCAUCUUAAUCCAGGACGCCAAUGACAACGGCCCUCAGGUCCUGUACCCAGUCCAAACAGGCGGCUCAGUGCUGGCUGAAAUGGUGCCUCGUUCCGCAGACAUUGGCUACCUGGUGACUAAAGUGGUGGCUGUGGACGUAGACUCUGGACAGAACGCAUGGCUCUCGUAUAAAGUCCAAAAAGCUACAGACAGAGCAUUGUUUGAAGUGGGCCUCUACAACGGAGAAAUAAGAACUGUCCGCCAAGUGACUGAUAAAGAUGCUGUCAAACAAAGACUAAAUGUUGUUGUAGAGGACAAUGGGCAGCCCUCUCGUUCAGCUACCAUCAUUGUUAAUGUGGCGGUGGCGGACAGCUUCCCUGAAGUGUUGUCUGAGUUCACUGACUUUAGCAUGCAUGACAAGGAGUAUAACGACAAGCUGACUUUUUACUUGGUCUUGGCUUUGGCAGUUGUCUCCUUCCUCUUUAUCACCUGCUUACUGCUCAUCAUAUCGGUCAAAGUGUACAGGUGGAGACAAUCUCGUCUGCUGUACCACACUAACCUGCCCGUCAUUCCAUAUUAUCCACCACGGUACUCGGAUACUUUGGGGACGGGUACUCUUCCACACGUGUACAAUUAUGAAGUGUGCAGGACCACUGACUCCAGGAAGAGUGACAUGAAAAAUAUGCAAGCCAUGAGUCAAAGUUUAGUGAGUGUGGAUGGACCUGAUCCUGAUACGUCUCACUUGAACAAGGAACUGUCAGGAAAUUUUUCCCAAAUGUCAACACUGGUGAGUCAUAAGUAUCGCCAUGCCUUUGUAUUUAGUGAAUGUGUCUUUGAGGGAAUUUCUAAUACCGCUAUGGUGCUGUCCUUAGUACUGAAUGGUUGA